AUGGCUGAGCUCAUGGUGCAUUUGUUGCUGACGGCUAUUUACAGCCAAACUUUCCGCAAACGUUUGCAGUGUGUCCGUCUAAUGCUGAUUCUCGAAUUAUUUCUGGCUCAGGAGCCCACAGUUUUAGCCAAAGGCUGGGUUCCCUCGUCGCGGCUCCAUCGUCUCACGCCACCAGCUGCUGAAAUGAUCGCCUUGAGCGUUAAGACGUGGUCGAUCACCCAGUUGUUGGGUUACAGUUACUAUUAUUGCAGGCACACAAAAAUCGAGAGUCAUCACCCGAUCCAACACCGACUCAAAGCUUGUUCUUGGCCGGUUUGUCACAGCCCCUCUCUUUUUUCCUUUCGAGUUUCCCUGUAUUACUUCGUAUAG
This is a messenger RNA of Fusarium verticillioides 7600, 369 nucleotides long. RefSeq lists its product as hypothetical. NCBI's taxonomy places the organism in Eukaryota, Fungi, Ascomycota, Sordariomycetes, Hypocreales, Nectriaceae. The transcript has a single exon. The record is from RefSeq and is a predicted model, not a curated record. Bases 1 to 369 code for a protein of 122 amino acids.